Molecule: messenger RNA, 129 nt
Organism: Dracunculus medinensis (Guinea worm)
Lineage: Eukaryota; Metazoa; Nematoda; Chromadorea; Rhabditida; Dracunculidae
Source: the annotation of a GenBank genome assembly
AUGCUUGGCAUAAUUACUGCAGUUUUAUCAAUUUCCAUGGAUGUUGCUAUUGAAUAUUUGCAGCAUUGUAAAUUACUUAUUCUCUUAAUGAUAAACAUUAGGUCAAACUUAUCAAAUUUGCUCCACUAG